AUGUCGAGCAUCUUCAAGAAACUCGAGCACGGCCUCGCGGGCGUUUUCGGCUCCGACGAGGAGAAGCACUCCCACACCCACGAUGGAGCCGAGUGCCAUCAGGACUUGCACGCUGAGCACGCGGAGAAUCGCUACGCAUCUUUUGCGCCCCAGACCUCUGGCCAUGCCAAGUGGCACGUUGACGGCUGUGCCUACUUCUGGGCGCUCUCCGAGGCGAUCGAAGAGGCCCAGGAGUCCAUCUAUAUCCUGGAUUGGUGGCUGUCCCCAGAGCUGUUCCUGCGCCGGCCCCCAGCACAGAACAAUAAGUACCGCCUGGACAAUAUGCUCAAGGCCGCAGCGGAGCGAGGAGUCCAGGUCCACAUUAUUGUGUACAAGGAGGUCGCUCAAGCCCUGUCUUGCAACUCUGAACACACCAAGCACGCGCUGGAGGCCCUCCAUGAGAACAUCAAGGUCUUCAGGCAUCCCGAUCACAUGCCCACCAAGCAGGACAUCAGCGCUGAGAUCAACACUGCCUUCCACAACCUGACCUUGGGCGCUUUCAGCCUGUCCAAGAUGCCUGGAGACACCCUGAAGACUCUCUACGGUACUCAUGACGAUGUCGUGCUAUUCUGGGCUCACCACGAGAAGCUGUGCCUCAUUGACCACAAAAUUGCCUUCAUGGGCGGCCUCGACGCUUGCUUCGGCCGUUGGGAUACCAACACUCACCCCAUCGCCGAUGACCACCCCGGUAAUGUAGACGGUAUCAUUUUCCCGGGUCAGGACUAUAACAACGCUCGUGUCUACGACUUCGAGGGCGUCGAUAAGUGGGAGCAGAACAAGCUCGACCGCACGAAGUUCUCGAGGAUGGGCUGGUCCGACAUCAGCAUCUCACUUCACGGACCCAUCGUGAACAGCCUGGCCCUUCACUUUACGGACCGGUGGAACUACAUCUGGGGCCAAAAGUACAACGUCAAAGAUAACACCAAGUACCAGAGACUCGAGGACAGUGAUGUUUCCCAUGCCCCUCCCAGCAGGACCCUUCUCGAGGAAGGGCAGUACGAGGCCGGCCAGAUGUUUGGUGGCAUCCAGCGCCACUUCACCAGGGGUCUGAGCCGUGUCUGGGGCGAAGAGCCGCGGGAAGAGAGUCGCGAGGACAACGGUGUGCACAUCCAGCUGGUCCGAAGCUGUUGCCCGUGGUCUUCCGGACACCCCACUGAGCACUCUAUCGCGAACGCCUAUAUCGAUGCCAUCAACAAGGCUGAGCAUUUCAUCUACAUCGAGAACCAGUUCUUCAUCACUGCCACCGAUGACGAGCAGAAGCCGGUGUACAACAAGAUUGGCGCGGCCAUUGUGUCCCGUAUCCUGCGCGCACACCAGGCCGGUGAGAAAUUCCGUGUAAUCGUCGCCAUGCCGGCCGUCCCCGCCUUCGCUGGCGACCUUAAGUCGGACGGCGCCCUGGGCACCCGUGGCAUCAUGGAGUUCCAGUACAACUCCAUCAGCCGCGGUGGGCACUCCAUCAUCGAGAAGCUGACGCAGGCCGGCGUCGUGCACCCCGACCAGUACAUCGGCUUCUACAACCUGCGCAACUACGACCGCCUCAACACCUCGGCGACCAUGCAGCGCGCGCAGGACGAGUCGGGCGUGCGCUACGAUGACGCCCGCCGCGAAUUCGACGACCACGUCGAGGCGGGCUACGACGGCUACUCCCGCGACGAGCACGUCGAGGGGCGGCUGGGCAGCCAGUACCGGCGCUACCAGGAGGCGGCGCGGCGCCAGGACGACAACACGUGGGACACGAUCUCGGCGGCGUACAUGGACCAGGGCCCGGACCUGAACUCGCUGCCGUGGGAGGGCGACCCGGAGUCGGAGAUCGACGCGUUCGUGUCGGAGGAGCUGUACAUCCACUCCAAGGUGCUGAUCGCGGACGACCGGCUGGUCAUCUGCGGGUCGGCGAACCUGAACGACCGGUCUCAGCUGGGCACGCACGACUCGGAGAUCGCGGUGGUGAUCGAGGACCCGACGCCGGUUCGGUCGCGCAUGGCCGGCGAGGAGUUCACGGCGUCCAAGUUCGCGACCAGCCUGCGGCGCCAGCUGUUCCGCAAGCACCUGGGCCUGCUGCCCGACCAGCGGUGGGACCGGCCCGACGGCAACUUCCACCCGGUGACGGCCGGGCCCAACGAGUACGACUGGGGCUCCGAGGCCGACCGGCUGGUCGAGGAUCCCGUCAGCGACGACUUCGACCAGCUGUGGCGCAACACGGCACGCACCAACACCGAGGUCUUCAGCCGCGUGUUCCACAACGUGCCCAACGACGUCGUGCGCACGUGGGACGACUACGAUAACUUCUUCAGCAAGUACUUCAUCAUCCCCGGCUCGGACGAGGCCAAGAAGCUCCAAGAGAAGGAGGAGAAGGAGGAGAAGAAGAGGCUGAAGCGCGAGGCGGCCGAGCGCGGCGAGGGUGGCGAGGGGAGCGACAAGGAGGAUGAGGAGGAGGAGAAGAAGUCCGAGGACGAGGAGGAGAAGAAGGACGACGACGACGACAAGGACAAGGACGACAAGGACAAGCCGGCCAAGGUCCCCUACGGCCACGUCGUCAAGAGCGAGUUCCCCGGCGGCGUCCAGGAGGUCAAGGAGCAGCUCCAGCGCGUCAGGGGCACCCUGGUGGAGAUGCCGCUGAACUUCCUGGUCGAUGUUAAGGACAUCGCCAAGUCUGGCCUGUCCCUGAACGGCUUCACCGAGGAGAUUUACACGUAA
This is a messenger RNA of Diaporthe amygdali, 2733 nucleotides long. Its product is annotated as phospholipase D-like protein. The record is from RefSeq and is a predicted model, not a curated record. The transcript has 3 exons. Gene Ontology annotation, biological process: phosphatidic acid biosynthetic process; intracellular signal transduction; cell motility. Gene Ontology annotation, molecular function: D-type glycerophospholipase activity. NCBI's taxonomy places the organism in Eukaryota, Fungi, Ascomycota, Sordariomycetes, Diaporthales, Diaporthaceae. The coding region runs from base 1 to 2733 and encodes 910 amino acids.